Messenger RNA from Dryobates pubescens (Downy woodpecker), 1347 nucleotides. It is a transcript of the gene SUMF2, whose product is annotated as sulfatase modifying factor 2. Lineage: Eukaryota; Metazoa; Chordata; Aves; Piciformes; Picidae. The coding region runs from base 94 to 954 and encodes 286 amino acids. The record is from RefSeq and is a predicted model, not a curated record. The transcript is spliced from 8 exons. Gene Ontology annotation, cellular component: endoplasmic reticulum.
CACAUAACCUGUGCUGCCCUGCGCGGCCGUGCUCCAAAACGACAGCUCUCAAACUGAAUUUCUUCACUUCCAGCAUUUGGAGAGGAUGGAAGCAUGGUGCAGCUGCCCGGGGGGAAGUUUCAGAUGGGAUCCAGCUCCUUGGAGAAGAGGAACGAAGAGGGGCCUGUCAGGGAGGUGACAGUGAAGCCGUUUGCUCUGGACAAAUACCCUGUCACCAACAGGGAUUUCAGGGAGUUUGUUAGACAAAACAAAUACAAAACAGAAGCAGAAGCAUUUGGCUGGAGCUUUGUCUUUGAGGAUUUCGUAUCUGAAGAGCUGAAGAAAAAAGUCACCCAGAAACUGGAGUCUGCUCCUUGGUGGCUGCCCAUUGAGAAGGCUUUUUGGCGACAGCCCUCAGGUCCUGGCUCCAGCAUCAGGGACAGGCUGGAUUACCCAGUGCUGCACGUCAGCUGGAACGACGCACGGGCGUUCUGUGCCUGGAAAGGGAAGAGGCUCCCAGCAGAGGAGGAGUGGGAAUUUGCUGCCAGGGGAGGACUGGAGCAAAGGAUGUAUCCCUGGGGAAACAAGUUCCAGCUGAACCGUACAAAUCUUUGGCAGGGUGAUUUCCCCAGGGCUGACACGGCUGAGGACGGUUAUCACGGCGUCUCGCCGGUGGCAGCCUUCCCUCCUCAGAACAACUAUGGGCUCUACGACCUGCUGGGAAACACCUGGGAGUGGACAGCGUCGGAGUACCUGGCUCCAGGGCUCUCCUCGAGGCAGCGCACUCAGAACAUGAGGGUCCUGAGAGGGGCCUCAUGGAUUGACACUGUCGAUGGGUCUGCAAAUCAUAAAGCUCAGGUGACUACCAGAAUGGGGAACACACCAGACUCAGCCUCUGACAACCUCAGCUUCCGCUGCGCUGCCGACGUCCCUCCAGUCAGGGCUGAGAAAAGCUGGACCAAGCCUGAGCUCUGAGGUCACUCAGGAAGACCUGAAGGCAUUUUCUCCUGUGGAGAUGACCAGCAACCCCCAGCAGUCACUGUCAUUAACCCCAGACAGUUUAAAAAAUGUAAAUACUAAAACUCCUUUUGUACUGGGAAGUCUGGGCAGGAGCAGUGUUGGGAGUGGCAGGCAGGGAGGUUUGUCUCUCAUCUCCUCUUGUGUGGUCAAUAUUCCAAGCUCUCCUUGUGGUGUCCAUUGGAAAUAAACUGCCAGCUUGGGGCUGCCAUAAGGGGUGGCUGCAGUGGUGGGAAUGAUGGGGGCACAUUCCUGGAAGGAGACUUGUACAUCAGUCCCCAUCUCCUUGGGAAAUCCCAGCUUCGUGAAAGCCUCUGAGCCUUCCCAGAAUUGAAACAAGGCACUUUUAUU